Messenger RNA from Capronia coronata CBS 617.96, 1581 nucleotides. RefSeq lists its product as uncharacterized. NCBI's taxonomy places the organism in Eukaryota, Fungi, Ascomycota, Eurotiomycetes, Chaetothyriales, Herpotrichiellaceae. Bases 1 to 1581 code for a protein of 526 amino acids. The record is from RefSeq and is a predicted model, not a curated record. Gene Ontology annotation, molecular function: cholinesterase activity. The transcript is spliced from 5 exons.
AUGAACCCAUUGCUGCAGCUUGUGCUUGCAGUUUUCUUUCUCAUCAACGAUGGACUCGCUGCUCCAGCCUCGGUACCCACCCCUACUGUCACCAUCGACUCUGGUGUUGUGGUGGGAGUAGCAACAUCACCAGCUGGAGCGACUGUCACGGUCAACAAGUACCUAGGGAUUCCCUUCGCAGCCUCCCCCAUCCGAUUUGCACCGCCCACCCAGCCGACUCCCUGGACGAGCCCCUACAAUGCGACCAAAUAUGGCCCGGCGUGUAUUCAGCAGUUCAACUAUCCCGAGGCGUCGCGGAAUGCCACUAUGGGCUGGUUCAACACUCCUCCGCCGCCAGCUGGGGAGAGCGAAGAUUGUCUCAACCUGAAUGUCUAUGUCCGUGGGACGCCGGGCAAGAACAAGACGGUGAUGGCAUGGAUCUAUGGCGGAAAUCUCAACUACGGCUCGAAUUCUUUGGCUAUCUACGACGGAACCUCGUUUGCGGUAAAUCAAGAUGUCAUCAUCGUCACGCUUAACUACCGCACAAAUGUCUUUGGAUUUCCCAAUUCUCCUGAGUUGCCAUUCACAAAACGCAACCUUGGGUUGUUGGACCAACGCCUUGCUCUGGACUGGAUCCAAAGAAACAUACAAUCCUUCGGCGGUGAUCCCAAGAAAGUGACCAUCUUUGGAGAAAGUGCCGGGGCAGCAAGUGUCGACAUGCUUGUCACCACUCAUCCCAUAAACCCCCCUUUCCGCGCCGCGAUCAUGGAAUCCGGCCAAACAUCAUUCUACAUCAACCCAACCAACGCGCCCACCUCAUGGCUCGCCCUAGCCGCCGCGCUCAACUGCAGCGCCACACACCCUCAAUCCAACCUAACAUGUCUCCGCAACCAGACCGCCUCGACCAUCAAAUCGACCAUCGAACACCUCGCCCUCCCCUUCCGGCCGGUCUCAGACAACGUCACGAAUCUGCGCUACCCGGAAGCCGCCCGGCUCAACGGCAGCAUCGCCCCCGUGCCCAUUCUCACGGGCACCAACACCAACGAAGGUACCCUCUUCACCAUCGGCGUCACCAACGCCACAGCCUACCUGGGCGGCACCCUCCCUGGGCAAACGGCACUAAUCAACGCCAUUUUGGCAUCCUACCCGCUGCCGGAAUCACAACAGGUCGCCGCGAUCGCCACGGACUUUGCGUUCCAGUGUCCCGCGGCCAUCGUGGCCAAUGAUUCGAUUGCCGCUGGGUUUCCGGCGUGGCGGUAUUUCUAUAAUGCCACGUUUCCCAAUAUCCAGUUGGCUGGGUUCCCCACGGCGGGCGUCUUUCAUAGUUCCGAGAUCCCGCUGGUCUGGGGCACGUAUCCGCGCGUCAAUGCCACCGAGGAUGAAAGGGCGUUGAGUCAGUAUUUGCAGACAUCGUGGGCGACGUUCGCGAGGAAUCCGAGCGGUGGGCCGGGCUGGGCGGGCGUGCCGAUCGUCGCGGAUCUGGGCACGGGAGGGGUUCUCAAUACUUUGGUUUCUGCCGGGGAUUUGGAUCAGAGGUGUGCGCUGUAUCGACUGGUUUUUGAGGCUACGGGGGUAGCUGCGCCGGGGGGUGGUGGUGUAUGA